Messenger RNA from Galdieria sulphuraria, 1290 nucleotides. Its product is annotated as [acyl-carrier-protein] S-malonyltransferase. The coding region runs from base 27 to 1166 and encodes 379 amino acids. The record is from RefSeq and is a predicted model, not a curated record. The transcript has a single exon. Gene Ontology annotation, molecular function: transferase activity. Lineage: Eukaryota; Rhodophyta; Bangiophyceae; Galdieriales; Galdieriaceae.
GGCCCAAUAAAUUGAAGCAUGCGUUCAUGAACAAGACUAAACCACGGUUCUCGUUUCUUUCACCUAUUUCAGUUUCAAAGACUUGUUCCGGAAAACUUUACCAGUUUAGAUUCUUAAAGCAGCAAAUUACUAAGCUUGCGCGAAGAAGGACCGAAUAUUAUGGUUUUAAGAAAGUAGAAAGAAGGCUCAGUAACGUCCAGGCUUCUGCUCGGCCAACCGUCGUCUUAUGUCCAGGACAAGGGGCACAGUAUGCAGGGAUGGGCAAACUUUGGAUCGAAAAAAGCUUAUCUGCCAAAGAAUUAUUUGAAGAAGCCGACGACUUGUUAUCCAGUUGUUUUCCACAGUCAAUUUCGGAGAUCUGUUGUGACGGUCCUAAAGAAACUCUGGAUCGCACUGAUGUUGCUCAACCUGCCAUCUUUCUCGUUUCUUAUAUAAGUUGGAUAUCUUCUCAAGAAGUCAAAUUGGUUUCUAAAGAAGCUAUAUCCUUUUCUGCUUUGGCAGGAUUAAGUUUAGGAGAAUACACUGCCCUUGUUCUUGGAGGAGCUUUGUUGUGGCAAGAUGCGUUACGUCUGGUGCAAAUUCGUGGUAAGGCCAUGCAAGAAGCUUCAGAACGCACAAAAGGUGGAAUGGUAGCUUUGAUGGGUUGCAGUGAGCAACAAGCUUGGGAGUGUUGUUCGGCAGUACGACAAGGACAAGUUCUUAUUCCUGCCAACUUCAACUCGCCUGGUCAGGUAGUUCUUAGCGGACACUUAGAAGCUUGUCAAAGAGCUAUUGAAUACGCAACUAGUAAAAUGCAGUUGAAGGCGACUCCUUUAUCAGUUGCAGGGGCGUUCCACUCUCCUUUAAUGGAGUCUGCGAGUGAUACAUUGUCCAAGGCAUUGGAACAAGUUGAUAUUCAGUCUCCAAACUAUCCAGUUUUGUGUAAUGUCACAGGUCGUCCUCAUAAUGAGUCUCCGAAUAGUAUUCGUCAUCGUUUAACAGAACAACUUACAUCACCAGUGAGAUGGGCUGACUGCAUGAAAUAUAUAGAAACUAAUUUUUCAGAAGAGCAAAAUUGGCUAGAGCUGGCUCCAGGGAAGACCUUGGCAGGUUUGUUGCGUCGAAUCAACAGAAAAUGGAUGGCAUCCUCCUUAGACGAAAUUGGAAAUGCGACUGUGAUGAAGUGAGAAUAAAUUUCUGUAUUUUAAGAGUUCCAUGUCUUUUCAAUUUUUCUCGGAGUCAUUAAAAUUGAUUAAAUAUUGUAUUUCUUAUAUAUUCAAUGAUGAAUUGAUUAAAUAUUGUAUUUAUUAU